Molecule: messenger RNA, 915 nt
Organism: Cryphonectria parasitica EP155
Lineage: Eukaryota; Fungi; Ascomycota; Sordariomycetes; Diaporthales; Cryphonectriaceae
Exons: 4
Molecular function (GO): NAD binding
Source: RefSeq, a predicted model, not a curated record
GAGUGGAAGGACGUGACGAUCCUACUCACGGGCUACAGCCGCGAAUUCCUGCCGGAGAAGGACGACGUGCCCAAGCUGCAGUACGUGCAGCUCUCGUCGGCCGGAGCGAACGCGAUUGUCUCGGAUCCGUUGUAUACGGAUACAGAUGUGGCAUUCUGUACUGCGAAUGGGGUUCACGGCCCCCAAAUAUCCGAAUGGAUCAUCGCAACAUUUUUGUCUUUCCAACAUCACAUUCCCGCCUACCUGCACAAGCAGAAACAAGGCAAGUGGAUUCGAGGCACUGAGCCCAUUGUUGAUGCAGUCCAGCAGAGAGUAGGCAUCUUGGGCUACGGCAGCAUCGGCCGCCAAACGGCACGCGUGGCUAAAGCAAUGGGCAUGGACGUCUACGCAUACACGCUGCACGAGCGCAAGACCCCGGAAUCCAAGAAGGACAACUCGUACACACCGCCUGGGCUCGGCGACCCGGACGGCGCCUUACCCUCCAAGUGGUUCUACGGUGAGAGCACCGAGGAGCUGCACGAGUUUCUCGGGUCCGGCUUGGACCUGCUGGUCGUCGCGCUGCCCCUGACGCCCAAGACCACGGGCUUGAUCGGCACGCCCGAGUUUAAAGUGCUGUCGGCCAAGAAGACCUUUGUGUCCAACAUUGCCCGCGGGCCCAUCAUCAAGACGGACGACCUGAUUGAGGCGCUGGAGGGCGAGGUCAUUCGCGGGGCCGCGCUGGACGUGACGGACCCGGAGCCUCUGCCGAAUGGACAUCCUCUCUGGAGCGCCAAGAAUGUGCUCGUCACGCCGCAUGUCAGCGGUGCUUCUACCCACUACUUUGAUCGGGUCUGGGGCAUUGUGAAGCUGAACCUGGAGCAGCUGAGCCAGGGUAAAGAGCUUACGAAUAAGGUCAACCGGAAGGAGGGAUAUUAA